AUGAAACUCAUUACACUUCGUCUUUUCCAACACACCACCAAAUCUUCUGCCCAAAUUCCAUCGUCAAUGAAGACCAACCAUUCAUUUAACGAUACUAAUAUGCUCUCGUUUCUCUCUUCCAUCCAAUUCCAAGCUCUCUUCCUCUCUCUCAUAUCUCCAAUAACCCUUUCAUUUCUGAAGCUCACCAAAAGGCAUUAACUUCGACGCUCUUCUUUCCUUCCCAGAAAACAAUGGAGGGCACUAUCUUUCCCAACAAACCUGUUUAUCCAGUCCCAACAAAGAGACAAACUCAGUCAAACAAGCCUUUACAAUUCAGCUCAUCAACACUUCCUCUUCCUCCUCAAUCUCAAUCUCCCCCUUCACUCCCUCUAGACUCUCUUCUCCAGCACCUUCUCCACCUUUCUUCACCACCCAACACUAUCCAUAAACCAAAAACUAUCAAUCCUCCUAAAACCAACAAUUCCCAUUUCCCUUCUCUUCAUAUUUCUUCAGAUUCUACUCAAAAACUUCAGCAACAAGUCCAUCCCAAGAAACCCACUUCAGCUUCUCUUCUUCAGUUUGAUAACAGUAAAGAGGAAAGUCAAUCAAGAGAUGGUUCCCUUGAAUUUUUGUCAAGAAAGGGUAUGCUUAUGCUUAAUUCCAUCAAGGAACAGCCUUUGAAUAGUUUGAAUGAUUUCUUUAAUUCUGUUAAGUUUGAGCUGCUUCAAUUUGAUAUGUUUAGUUUAUUGAAAGCUCUAGACCUUUCUGGGGAUUGGGAAAGAGCUCUCUUGUUGUUUCAAUGGGUAGUUUCGGACAUAGGGUCUGAUAAUUUUAAAUUAGACAAUCAAGUUGUUGAACUAAUGGUCAGAGUUCUGGGGAGAGAAUCGCAGCAUGGAAUUGCAUUAAAACUGUUUGAUUUGAUUCCCAUAGAGGAAUGUUCCCUUGAUGUUCGAGCGCACACAACCAUUCUUCAUGCUUAUUCCCGCACUGGUAAGUACAAACGAGCAAUCUCCAUGUUUGAGAAAAUGAAGGCGACAGGCCUUUCUCCUACUUUAGUUACUUAUAAUGUCAUGCUUGAUGUUUAUGGGAAGAUGGGUCGGUCUUGGAAUAAAAUUUUACAAAUUUUGGAUGAGAUGAGAAGCAAAGGACUUGAGUUUGAUGAGUUUACUUGUAGUACUGUGAUAUCAGCUUGUGGGCGAGAAGGAUUAUUGAAUGAAGCAAAAGAAUUCUUUACUGGAUUGAAGUCUCAGGGCUAUGUACCUGGGACGGUCACCUAUAAUUCUUUACUACAAGUGUUUGGAAAGGCAGGGGUUUACACUGAGGCUUUGAGCAUUUUGAAAGAAAUGGAGGAUAACCACUGCCCAGCUGACUCUGUGACUUACAAUGAACUUGUAGCUGCUUAUGUGAGAGCAGGGUUUUAUGAGGAAGGGGCUGCAGUUAUUGAAACAAUGACAAAAAAAGGUGUAAUGCCAAAUGCUGUUACAUACACAACUGUUAUCAAUGCCUAUGGUAAAGCUGGAAAGGAAGACGAGGCAUUGAAAUUGUUCCAUAGGAUGAAAGAGUCGGGUUGUGUACCUAAUGUGUGUACUUAUAAUGCUGUGCUUGGAAUGUUAGGAAAGAAGUCACGCUCUGAGGAGAUGAUAAAAAUACUCUGUGACAUGAAAGUGAGCGGAUGUUCCCCCAACCGUAUUACAUGGAACACAAUGCUUGCCAUGUGUGGUAAUAAGGGCAUGCACAAGUAUGUCAACCAAGUCUUUAGGGAAAUGAAGAGCUGUGGUUUUGAGCCUGAUAGAGACACAUUCAACACUUUGAUCAGUGCCUAUGGCCGGUGUGGGUCAGAAAUUGAUGCUACAAAAAUGUACAAGGAGAUGAUAAGAGUAGGGUUCACACCAUGUGUUACAACUUACAAUGCUCUUCUUAAUGCUCUAGCUAGAAGAGGGGAUUGGAAAGCAGCAGAAUCAGUCAUUCUAGACAUGAAAAAUAAGGGUUUCAGGCCUAGUGAAACUUCAUAUUCUUUGAUGCUUCAAUGCUAUGCCAAGGGAGGGAAUGUGAAAGGGAUAGAGAAGAUUGAGAAAGACAUUUAUGAUGGUCAUAUCUAUCCUAGCUGGAUGCUGUUGAGAACGCUUGUUCUGGCAAACUUCAGAUGUAGAGCACUGAAGGGUAUGGAGAGAGCAUUUCAGGAAUUGCGAAAGAAUGGAUACAAACCUGAUUUGGUUUUGUUUAAUUCGAUGCUCUCAAUAUUUUCCAAGAAUAACAUGUACGAUAGGGCCCAUGAAAUGCUUCACUUAAUUCGUGAAAGUGGGCUGACGCCUGAUCUUGUCACCUAUAACAGCUUGAUGGACAUGUAUGCCAGAGCGGGAGAGUGUUGGAGAGCUGAAGAAAUCCUCAUAGGAUUACGGAAGUCUGGUGAAAAACCAGAUAUUGUGUCGUACAACACUGUCAUUAAAGGAUUUUGCAGGAAAGGCCUAAUGCAGGAGGCCAUAAGAAUUUUCUCUGAAAUGACAACUAGAGGGAUUCGACCAUGUAUUUUUACUUAUAAUACUUUUGUGGCAGGGUAUGCUUCACAGGGAAUGUUCACAGAAAUAGAUGAUGUUAUUGGCUACAUGAUUCAGCACAACUGCAAACCCAAUGAACUUACCUACAAGAUUGUGGUGGAUGGUUAUUGUAAAGCAAGAAGAUACAAAGAAGCCAUGGACUUUGUGUCAAAAAUUAAGGAGAUAGAUGAUUCUUUUGAUGAGCAGUCUAUAGACCGGCUGGCUUUUCGUGUUCGAGAGAAUCUGGAUUCAUAAAAAUUCACAAAGAAAAUCACUGCAUCCUGAUCAGAUAUAUAGUUUGAUUGGAUUAGUGCACAUUCUCUGGACGGUCUACCACUUCAAAUUUAUAUGAAUCACAAGAGUGGUUUGUUGUCUGAACUUCUACUUGUAGAUGCUUUCAAGAAGAAAUAAGCAAAUGGCGAGAAUGAAAUUUAUGCUAUUGCUGCAACAGAGAAUCCGACUCUGUAAUUGAACUUCCUUCACAUUGGCUUGAGGGGACAUGCUAACGAGUCUGUGUGGCUAUGAGCAACCACUUUUGAUAUAUGUGUAGGAACUAGAGGCAGUGGAUAAAUGAAGUGAAGGUGAGAUCUUAGAUUGCCAGAUGUAUCAGCCUUUUUGACAUGUCUACUGUUAGUUAUUCUUUUGCUAUUGAAUUUCAUCUAUCAUCCGUCUAAUCCCUUGUCACUCUCUGAACUGGAAAAAAUAUCUAACAUGGUAAAGAAUUUGAACAAAACCUUUGUCUGUCUGCUUAUACAAAAAGGGGGGAAAUGGGGUACAGUGUACAGAGAUUGUCGGGGGUUUUACUUUCUGUUUUUUGGGACAAGUAAAUUGGACCGUGUCUCAAAUUGGGCCUGUCAUGUUAAUCUUUGCGGUAUGUUUCCAAUAUUAUGGGAUGUCUGAACGGACAUUCAUUCCAGUAA
Theobroma cacao (cacao) is the source of this 3433-nucleotide messenger RNA. RefSeq names its product Tetratricopeptide repeat (TPR)-like superfamily protein. The record is from RefSeq and is a predicted model, not a curated record. Gene Ontology annotation, molecular function: protein binding. NCBI's taxonomy places the organism in Eukaryota, Viridiplantae, Streptophyta, Magnoliopsida, Malvales, Malvaceae.